Molecule: messenger RNA, 354 nt
Organism: Colletotrichum orchidophilum
Lineage: Eukaryota; Fungi; Ascomycota; Sordariomycetes; Glomerellales; Glomerellaceae
Exons: 1
Coding region: 1-354 (117 amino acids)
Source: RefSeq, a predicted model, not a curated record
AUGAAUCUUGAACAAUGUACGGAUAGAACGGCCGAGGCUUUUGCAAGGGCGGAAGAUACGACUCGUGCAGUACCGACCCGUUUGUCGGUAACUCACAAGAAAUGUCGGACCCGAACCGACGACCCCAAGCGGAAGACGCUAUUUUGGGAGUUUGGUCAUCAGGAUGCUCAAGCAGAUGCUGGCGCUGCUUUUAGCAAUGGCAGAGGUACGUGUAGCGCUCGUGGUGCUUGUGGUGCUAGCGAACCUAAGAAUGCCCUCAGCAGCGCCGGGCCAUUGGCGGGCAAUUUUGAUGAAUGUAUCGAUGAGAGGAAGUGCUUUCCAACUUCAUUCAAUCAAAUUCCGCAAUUUAUUUGA